AUGCCUGGAGAGCAGCCCCGCGGAGCACCACCCCCAACCAUGACCCGAGGCCUGCAAUCUGGCCAAACAACCAGUGGCAUGGCCAGCGGCACAGCCUCCCAGCCCCCCGGCGAGGACAGUGCCCUGGCCAGCAGGACCACCAAGGCCAUGAGGGAGCCGGGCAGUGGGACCCAGGCCAUGGAGCCCCCUGAUACCCAGCCUGGGCAGGCUAGGGAGGUGGAGCCCAAGGCCACCCUCCAGAGAACCCAGCCCCUACGCAGCCCCCCCAGGAAGGGUGGUAGCCCCCGGGCCCCACUGGGGAGGAGCCACACACAGGCUCCCACAGGGCACCCAGGCAGGGCAGACAACAGCCCCCAGCAGCUCUACACUCUGAGCAUUUCGGGCUCCAGGGCCAGGCCUGCUCUGGAGGAGACCCCUGAGGGCCCCCAGCGGGAGGGCCCCCGGCCCCCAGAAGCAGAGGCCCCAGAAGAGCUCACCUUCCAAAGGUGCUUCCAGGAGACACCCUCCAGCUUUACCUCCACCAAGUAUACCUCACCGAGUGCCACCCCAGGGCCCCCACCCCUUAGGGCCCCCCAGAGCAGUGGCGCCAGUCCCUGCAGGCCAGCCUCCUACUCAGAAUUCCAGGCCAGUGGGGCCGAUGCCUGGCUUCCCGCUGCUGAAAACGACUUCCCAGGUGCUAGUUUCAGGGUCCUUCCCACAGAACCGGAGCCCUUCCCCAAAGGUGGCAGCCCCAGGGUGGCCUCCUUCCAGAUCCCCUUCCCAGCUCUGCCUGGGCCUGGCCCAAAGCCCUUCCCCGAGGACCCGGCGGGGCCUGAGUACUCUGAGAGGGCCCUGGUGUUUGCCUUCCACCAGCCUCGGGGAGAAUGGCAGGAGGAGGCAGUGGGCACAGGCGUGGCCUACCCGCUGCCCACCCAGCCUGCUCCCCCACCCCCGUCCUGCUUCUCCAGCCAGCCCGGGCACCUUGACCCCACCAGUGACCUCGGCCGUGCUCUCCCCACAACUGGUGCUGCUCGCCCGGUCCCCAGCCCCUUCUCAGAGAGCACGGUCACCUUCCCAGACAGUUUGCACAAGAGCCUGACCACAGCCCUCCCUGAGAGACCGCCUUCAGCCCAAAAUGGACUGGGGAGCCCCAGGGGACCCCCAAACUCUCUGCCCCAGAGGCACUUUCCAGGGCAGGCUUAUGGAAGCCCGGGAGCCAGUGGGGUGGGCACCAGUCCUAGUUCUCUGGACACAGAGCUGGCCAACCCUGGGCCCCCGCCCACCAGACUGCCCCAGCUGUGGGAUCCCAUCAGAGCCCCCUACCCCACACCUCCCCUGGGCCCCCCCGCCACCACCAGGAGUGUGUUCUUUGAAGGCCAGCCCAGCUCUGGACAGAGGUUUGGCCUCCCCCAGAGCCCCCCACUGCCCUGGCCCCAGGUGCUGCCGGCCACCAGGCCCAGCACCCAUCAAGUGGAGAUGCUGAACCGGCUGCCUUUUCCCCCAGGGACCCCUGAGUGGCAGGGGGGCCGCCAGGUAGCCCUGGGUGCUGCCAGCAAGACACCUGGACCUGGGGAGAAGCUGGUGCUGAGAAACAGCCCCGGCCAGCACAGCAGCAGCUCCCCAGGGCUGUUCACCUACAAUGGACUGCAGGACCCUGGAGCCCAGCCCAUGUUCUUUGGAGUAGCCCAGCCCCAGGUCUCACCCCAAGGGACCCCCAGCCUGCCCCCACCCAGGCUGGUGGGAGCCUCUCCCAGUGAGUCCCCACUGCCCUCACCCGCCACCAACACAGCCGGCAGCAGCACCUGCUCAUCACUGUCACCGCUGUCCAGCAGCCCAGCCAACCCCAGCUCGGAGGAGAGCCAGCUCCCCGGCCCACUAGGGCCCUCUGCCUUCUUCCACGCCCCCAAUCACCCCCAGGAGAACAGCAGCCCCUUCCCAUCCCCUGACCCCUCACAUGCCCUUCCCAUCCACUACCAGCCAGAACCAGUCAAGACCUUCCCUUUCCCCACAGAGGUGCUGGGGGCUGAGGGGACCUUCAAAUGCCUGGAGGAGGUCCCAUUCCCCAGUGCGGUCCCCGAGGUGGGCAGUGGGCGGCUGGAGGGCUUCCCCCCGGAGCCGCCCCCCUACUCUGCCCACCACUUCCCCCUCAGCAGCGCCAGCCUGGACCAGCUGGACGUGCUGCUCACUUGCAAGCAGUGUGACCGAAACUACAGCAGCCUGGCCACCUUCCUGGAGCACCGGCAGUUUUGCAGCCUGCUCCUGGCCAGGACCAAGGACAGCCACCAGCAGCCCGCAGAGAUCCCCACGCCUCCUGCUGCCCCCUCUGUGCUGGCUGCCCCCAAAGCACCGGCCCCCGGGAACCCAGGCCUUCUCAGCCACACUAAGACGGUCCCCUUCCUGCUAGGGGGAGACCUCCGGGUGGAUGGCAAAGAUGACCCCCUGAGGACAACUUUCUUGCCCAGCCUGACCACUGCCCCUUUCCCACUCUCCGCUGCGGACCUGGACCUGGAGGACGAUGCCAAGCUGGACAGCCUCAUCACCGAGGCACUCAACGGCCUGGAAUAUCAGUCAGACAACCCCGAGAUCGACAGCAGUUUCAUCGACGUCUUCGCUGAUGAAGAACCUUCUGGCCCCAGAGGUACCAGUGCUGGGCUGCCCCCCAAGACCAGGGUGGGUGGGGCCACGCCAGAGAACAAAGCCCACCCCCUGCUCCCAACCAUGGAGUCCCAGGCCCCCUGCCCGGGGGAUGGGAGCUACACAGCCUGCAGCCGGCCCAAAACUCGAUCCCUGGGCCCAGUGCCUGCGGAGGCAAAUGGUGCCAGCCUGGCCAGCCAGCAGAGGAGAGGGAAGCAGUUUAAGUUUUCCCAGGGGGAACUGGACACAGCCAACACUGCCAAGAGGUCGGGCAGGGGCACCAGAGCCUCCUGUCUGAGGCCCAGGAGGAAGGGCAACAGGACUGAGCCAGCCCCACACCGCCCCCGGGACCUCAGGACCCGAGCCCUCAAGAGCCACACAGAUCCCUGUGGAAGGCUCCUCCCGGUGGAGACUCGGAGCUCUAAGCGCCUCCGGCUGUCCCUGCGGAAGGACUCCAGGAGGAGGAAGGCCUGGGGUGGCACCUGGAGCAAGGAGCUCAUCCACAAGAUUGUGCAGCAGAAGAAUCAGCUGCACAAGCAGCAGGCACAGCAAGGCCAGGGCAGUUGCUUCUCCCUGGCAACCGAGAGGCCCGCACCCAGCGCCCUGGAUGGCAGGCUUCAGGAAUAUGACUAUGCUUCAGAGUCCGAGGAAGAGGACAACUUGCAGCCACGGGGCUCCCGCCUCAGAGGCCGGCCUCGACACGGCAGCCGGCGGUGGCGCCGAGGUGAGAAGAGGAAGGAAAUGGACUUAGCCCUGGGUCCUAGAGAAGAGCGAAAGCAGCAGAAAUCCAGGAAGGUCGUGAGGCCGGAAACCACAAAGCCAGGCAGGCCUUGCCCAGGCCCCAGUGAGAGCCCUGAGGGCCAGGGCCCACUGCCAAGCCCGGAGACCAUAGACAGCCCUAAGGAGAGAGACCCCAAGUGUCUCCUGCAGAUUCCCACCAGGACCAAGACCCCAGAAGAAAGCCAUGCAUCGCUGGACUUCCCUCAAGAAGAUGUUCCUCCUGACACCACCACCAGAGGUGCUUCGGGCUCUCCUCCCUCCACCUGUGUGGAAGGAAGUCCCUGUCCCCCAGCCCCUGAGCGACCACAACCAGGCAGGGAGGACACCAUGGUGCCCCACAGGAGCUCAGCAGUGCCAGGUGCAAGCAGUCUGCUGGGUGUCCCCCGGUGCACAGAACCCCCCAUCUCUCAUGACAAAGAGGACCCCCCUGCCUGCCUGCCAGGAGAAUUGCUGGUCCCCAUCACUGACACCACUGCUGCCUACCCCGAGCCCAGCACCCUGUUUUUAAAGACCCCUGAUCUUGGGUGUGACUCUGCUCUUAUUAACAGAGACUCCCUGGUUCCAGGUGCCAAAAAGGAGCCCCAGCCCUACAGCAGUCCCCCCAGAAAAUUGCCCCUUGGACCCCAAGACCUGGCUGGCUGUUUCCCCAAAGACUUGUACUCCAAGCCCUUGGAUCCAGACACUCCUGCAGCCAGUAGCAUGCACCUGUGCCAGGAGGGUGUGGACUCCAGUUCCCUCGAGCCAAAACCUCCCAGGAAUCCAGCCUACACAGUGGACACCGACCCAGGCAAAGCCGAAUCACCACUGACCUUGGAGUCCACGCCCCUCCUCUCGGGGCUGCCCAUGGACGACUUCGACUCACCCAUCUACAGCAGCCUAUCCGGAAAUGGGGACGCACAAUCACCGCCUACAGGCAUUGACCCACCCCCAAGGAAACCCCGGCUGGACCCACCGUACCCCUCAUUUCUGCCUGAGAAGGGCUGGUCUCUGCUGGAGGAAGUUUCCCCGAUGCUUUCCAGCCAUCUGGAUCAUCCUCCUGACCUCUCAGGGGCAAAGGUGUUCAGUAAGAAGGGUCCUCGUGAAAGGACAAACGCCGCCACCCCUCCCCCUUUGCCGUGCAAGGUUAACGAAUGUAGCAUCACUUUUAUGAGCAACCUGUCUGAGGAUGAAUUAGAGAUCAAAAGAUUGGUUACCGAAUUAGAAAGUCAGCUGCAAAGUAAAGGUGUGCAUGAGGCCCCAGGAGAGCUGCGUGGAGCUCAGCCCACGGGCAGGAUGCGCUCCGGCACAGACACCCCGCUGACCAUCCACCAGGUUGCUUCACCCCAAAAGGACUCAUUCUCCACAGCUGACCUCACUGAUCUUGGGGAAUUGAGUCCACACCAGGAAGGGGCAGAAACAGCCAUGGCCACCACAGAGGGGACCCUAGGGAGCCCCCAGGAGGAGUGGCCCUCAUUUCACCUGGGAGAAGCAGCCCCUCCCCCUGCCUCCCACAAAGACCAGGUUUCUGGAGCUUCUUUCGGCCCCACUGGGGCUAGCCUCAGUUUCCAGCCAGUGCAGAACACCAGACUCUCCGGGAGAGGGCUCCCUGAGGCAGAAGAGGGCUGCAGGGGCUGCCCAGAAGCCUGUCUCCCGGACCCCGGAGAGCCACUCAAACCCCCGUCGGACGGAGGGAAGUUAGUGAAGAGCAGCCCAAACCAUGAGCCUUUAUUUUUUAAAAAUAACAAGGCCACCGGAAUCCAUCACAACGAAGACGUGCUGCUGCUCCUUCCCUGCAAGGCGCAGGGGCCCGGCCACGAUGCCCCUGAGCUGGAGGCGCUCAGCAGUCCUGUUGCCCAUUUGGCACCUAACUUGGCAUUUCAGGGUGCUGCAGUUCUGCAUCUGGGUGCCACUCCACCUUCUGGUACCAGGCACAGUGAGGUCCUCCAGGGACAUUCUCUAAGCAGUGCAGAUGGGACAGAAGAAACAGGUCCCCUCCACCCUGUAGCAGGGAGCCCUAGCUCUGAGGGUAACAAGAAGGUUGUACCAGCAGGGGCCUCCCCAAGUCCUGGCUGCAUGCCUGACAUCAGUCCUGGCAGGAGGCCCCAGGACCCAGCCGAAAGCCCCCUAUGUCAACUCCAGCUCCUGGUGGCCAGAGCAGCUGAGAAUGAAGAUGAUGACCAGAACUUACAGGGGGCCCAGCUUGCCAACACCCAGAGCCCUCAACAGAGCAACCCUUCAGAUGUGGAAGGGGACAUCAUGGAAUGUGGGAAUGUGGCCCACAGCCCUGGUAAGGGUUCCGAUGGGGGUGUGCAGAUGAUGACAGCUAUCUCUGAAGUGGCCGGAUGUCAGCUGAGGCCUGAGGCAGGUGACCAUCUGGGCUCACUCGGCCAGGCUGAGAAGCUCAAAGGCCCAGGCGAAGCCAGCCAGCUGCAACCAGAUAACUGGGGGAGCCUGGGGAGACCAGACAACCUCGCCACAGUUAAUGCUGACCCUGAAACUACACUGGCCAGCCCCGCUGGGGCUGCAGACCAGCUAGGGGGGCAGGUCCAGGGAAGCAGACCGAACUUGGGCCUUCAAAAUGAGGCACAGUCCGCUCCCAGCCCCUCCUCCUCUGAUGUGGAAUCUUUAGUCCCGGCCUUGACAGCAACCCAUGCCCAAAAUGGGCCUGAGGACUGGACUCCAGUGGCGGCCAGUCCAGGCCUUAAGAAACACCUGCUGCUCACUGGCGAGAGCCCAGAGCUCCCCAUGAGAGACCUGGCCAGCUGUGCCCCCUUGCCCAUUUCUGCAGCCACCCCUGUUCCCUGCAGCCUGGAGCACCUGCUCCAGGAAGACCCUCCCACAGUGCCUUCAGGUGAGCUGAGGGGGCUGCUCCCAGUGUCGCCAUCCCUCGGGGACCCUACCAGCAUGAAGCACCUGCCAGCCUAUUCCUCUGCCGGUACAGCUCUAAAAAGGGCUGACUGCACCCCAGCUCCCACAGAUGCUAGGGCUGGAGGGUCCCUGGCCACCUCUUCAUCUUUGAGGACAAGCUCUUGUGGCCUCAAGGAAAGCCUGGUUUGCCACUCUCUCCUAGGGGAACAGAGCCCACUGGAAGACGCUUCCACGGGCCAGCCUGGUCUCAUCAAUGCCUUCAUUUCCACCCAUGUGGGGGACCACCCUGAAGGCUACAUGUCAGGAUCCCUAGAGGGUUCUAGGAAAGAGAGGCUGAGGGGAUCUCCUGCCUAUGACGUCUCUUCUCCCCCAUCGAGGGCCAUGUCCCCAAGAGUGACCAUCCAGGCUGCAGCCCUACCCGGCAUUCCUGCCACAGAUGGCAUGGGAGCAGUCAGAGGCCCCAGCGCUGAGUGGCCAGACCCCCACUGCAGGGGAGCACUACCCCACAGCAGCCCAGACAGGACGCCCGAGGGCCCCCCUUCAGAACACCCAAGACACAGGGAAGACCAGAGCAUCACCACUGACGCUUCCUCCCAGAGGACAGCAGGGCCAGAGCCUCGUGCCUGCCAGGAAGGUGAGGCCGGGGCCAGCACCCAGGGCGAGGAGGACCUUAAGAUACCCGGGGCUGGGCGCCCUGGCAUUUCCAAGGCCUCAGCAGCUGGCACCAGAGGCCCAACAGUCGCCUGCCCUUGUGAAGAGCUCCAGCAGGACAGAGCCACGUCUCUGAGCAGCACAGCCAGCAACUCCAGGCCCAACUCCCCGCAGAGCCUCAGAAAUGUCCCCCAGCAGGUGCCCCAGGGGGACCCUCUAUGUCCCCAGGACCCCAAACAGAAGCCUGGUGGCUUUAAAAACAGCCCCGUGUCUACUGAGAGCAGCUGCUGGAAGAACCGAGACCCCAGCGGGAGGCCUGUGACCUGUGAGGUCUGCUCAGCCACCUUCCGAUCCGGACCAGGCCUAAGCCGCCACAGAGCCAGGAAGCACAGGCUACAGGGGGUCAUCUCCCAGCCAAGCCCCCCAGCCCCGGCUGCUCCCCAACCUGGGGAGCCUGCAGCCCAGAUGAACCGCCCCCCUGGGAAAAAAAGCCGCAGGGCGCCUGGGAAGGAGAAACCGAGGCACAGGCUGAGCAGCCCCAGCCACACAGCUGGGUCACCUCCGGUCCAGGGCUCCAUGGCUCCUGAGGAUGACCCAGGUCCCAAGAUGUCCAAGGGGCUCAGGCGGGGGGUCAGCAUUGUGAGAACACCAGUCUGUCCCCACAGCCGGGAACCACACCCCCCAGGCCUGGUCAAGCCAGGAGUGGGCUCAAGGCCUGCAGAGCCCAGGAAAUGGGGCUUGCUGCAGAGGGACGACCCCUGUCCCAAACGGGCAGAGAGAAGAGGAGGCAAGAGGCGGGGUAGAGCGCCCAUGGACAUCCCCCGCGAGCCAGAGGGGAAAUCAAAUAAGAAAUCGAGAAAGCCAAGAGCGAGAAGGUUCCGGGAGGAGCGCGGUCCUCCAGUCUCUCCUGAUGUGAUUUCAGAUAGAAGCCACCGGAAUCCAUCAACUGCGACUGUCAAUUACCCACCCCCUCUGAGCCACUGCCUCUCACAGGAGACAGAGCAGGAGACUGAGGUCACACAGCUCCCUCUCCUCCUGGCCACAGAACUGGAGGGGACGUCCGCACAGAAGUCACCUGGGAAGUUGAUGGCACCUCCAGGGAGAAUGGAGCGGGUGCCUCCUGCAGAAGAGAUGAGGGAGCAGAAGGCAGCCUUGGCAAGGGGGUCCCGGGGACCCAGAGAGACCAGGACAUCAGGUGUCUGCAGAGAACUAUCAAGGGCAGCUGGGGGUACACCUGCAGGGCACAGCAGUGCAACCGAGACUGGGUCAGGGCAAGCUGUCUGGGAAGAGCACAAGCCCCCCUGGGGACCCUCAGGCUCCCCAGAGACUUGUGGUUCUGAAGCAGGUGACACCAUCAGCAGUUGCUUCCAGGAGCAUGAAGGUGUCACUCCUGAAUCCCCCAGCCUGGGUCUCAGGGACCCUCUGAGCUUAUUUGAUGAUGAAGCCUCCUUUUCCCAGCUCUUCCCUCUGAGCAACCACUUAACUCGGAAGAAGAACCCCCGAGUCUAUGGGAAGCGCUGUAAAAAGCCAAAGCCUCCGCCAUUGCCAGAGCCCUGGGAGUUCCAGGGCAGUGACACUCUGCCCUCCGCCCACAUGCCCACAGAUCUCAGUGACUCAGGCUCCCUCUGCCUGUCCCUCGAGGACCCAUGGAGUGACGAGGCCAUGGGCCUGCCUGAGUCCUUCCUCCUGGAGGGCUUCCUCAGCAGCAAGAUGCCUGGCAUUGACCCCUGGGCCCCAGGACCCAGCCUAUGGGCCCUGGAGCCUGACCCAGAGGCGGACUGCGCCGAGCAGGAACCCUCCUGCAAUGCCAAGGACCACCCGUCGGAGAGCAUCCCUGAGCUGCACAUGGUCCCAGCGGCUUGGCGAGGCCUGGAGCUGCAGGCCUCCGCUGAUGAGACCGCCUCUUCUCUUGGGGACAUGAGCCCUGAGCCCCCCAACCUGGAGCAAGAACACUACAACUGCGGGCUCCCGGGGAAUGCCGUGGCUCUUGAGAGGCUCAGCCCUAGAUUUGAGAUGCAAGAUAUCUGCUUUCUGGGACCCUGCGAAGACCCUGUGGCUCUCUCCAACAUGAGCUUCUUAGACUUCAAGGCCACAGUGAACUCCCAGGGGUCACAGAGCCAAAGGACAGAGGAGGUGGCCAAGGCCAGAAGGGCCCCAGUCAGAGACCGGAAUGCCAGGGCCAAGAGGACACCCUACAAGUGCAGGGUGUGCUUCCAGCGCUUUCAUGGCCUGGGAGAGCUGGACCUCCAUAAGCUGGCCCACAGCCCCUCACCGCCCCCCACCUGCUACAUGUGUGUGGAGCGCAGGUUCGGUUCUCGAGAGCUGCUGAGGGAGCACCUGCAGGAGAAGCACGUGCAGGGCCGGGCGGGGCUGUGGGCCUGCGGCAUGUGCCUGCGGGAGGUGGCCGAUGUCUGGAUGUACAAUGAGCACCUGCGGGAACAUGCCCUACGAUUUGCCCGAAAGGGGCCAGCACGGAGGUCCCUGGGAGACCCAUCUGGACGCUGGGAGGGGGACAGCACGGUCACACACUUCCUGAGCAGCAUGAUGGGGCAGGCAUCCAAACCCCACAGGGGCAAGUGCUCAGCUGGCCAGGCAAAUGGGGGCCCUGCAGAGAGGGAGAGGGCAAAACCCAAGGCUCGUACCAAAAACUCAAACCAGGAUGGCACUUUGAUGCCAGACAGCACCUUAGCCAAAAGCAGUCCAUCAACCUGUGCAAACCCAGCUCUGCCCAGCAGUUCUGCCACUCUCCCUGGCUCCACCAAGACGUGCCCCAGCUUGUCCCCUGCACCCUGCCCCACCCGAGAGCCUCUACCCCACACCAUCCCAGUGCAUCAGGACUGCAAGGACCCCUCCCGAGACUGCCACCACUGCGGCAAGCGGUUCCCCAAGCCUUUCAAGCUGCAGCGCCACCUUGCGGUGCACAGCCCGCAGCGCGUCUUCCUGUGCCCCCAGUGCCCAAGGGUCUACCCUGAGCCCUGCGAGCUUCGUGCGCACCUCGCCAGGGAGCACGGGGUGAGGGAGGAGCUGGAGCUGCAACACACCCCACUGUAUGACUGUGAGCUCUGUGCCAACGUCACCCACAUCAGCAAGAGGUCCUUCAUCUGCAGCUCUUGCAACUACACGUUCGCCAAGAAAGAGCAGUUUGACCGACACAUGGACAAACACCUGAGGAGGGGGCAGCAGCCCUUCACAUUCCGCGGGGUGCGGAGGCCAGGCGCCUCUGGGCAGAAGACCCAGGUCCGGGAGGGCUCACUACCUAGUAAACGACGCAGAGUGGCCACACCCAGCAGCACCCCUGGGCCCGUCGUGGACAGGUCUCUGUCUCUGGGCAGCAGUUCCACCCUGAACGAGGCAUCCAUGCCAGCCCUGCUCCAGCCCUGCCUAGAGGCGGCUCCUGGUGGCACCCAGGGUCAGCCCAGGAGCCCAGAGAGGCCCAUGGAUCUUGAGGGCCACCUGGCCAUGGGCAACAAUCUGCCCUCUGACUCCCAAGAGUUCAUUUGCCCAUCCCUGUCUUCUUUCCCAGCAGCCUCAGCUGAUGGCAAAGAUGGCCACAAGCCAGACCAGGCCCUGGAGAGUCCCACAGAUGAGGCUUCCCCAGGCAGCCCUGGGCCUCUUCUCCAGCAGGCUCUCCCUCUAGAGGGAUUUCUACCCCAGCCAGGGGCCAGAGGCCAAGCCUCAGAGAGCCUAUUCUCAGGGAAAGGCAGGACCCCAAGUGCCCCUGGCAAAUGUGCUCCUGACCAUCACCCAGAAGCCUCCUCCAUGCUCCGGAAGGAGAAGCAGGUGUCCACGUGCUACAUGGUGUCUGAGGGGGACAAGGGAGUCCCCUCCCAUAAGGGGAGUGCCACCAAGCAUGGGGGCUGUCAGAGUUCAUCAAAGGACAGGCCAACUCUGUCUCUCCCCAGCAAAGCACCCAAGUUCCCGGUGCAAUCAAAGAAGGCGAUGGCCAGCCCAAAACCUGGAGAGCCAGCCCGUGGAACUGAGGACAGGCAGAAGGCCACUGCCCUCAAACCCAAGCCAGGCCCCAGCUCCCAGGGCAAUGGAGGCCCACAGCACAGCACCAAGACAGCAGGUGGCAGCCAGCCUCAGCCAGCCAGUGGGCAGCUCCAGAGCGAAACAGCCACUACCCCAUCCAAACCCAACUGCCCAGCCCAGAGCCCCGCCCCAGACAAGCUCCCCACUCGAGCCCCAGCCAAGGGCUACUCCAAGGCUCCAAGGGAAGCUGGUGACCAGGGGCCCCAAGGGAGCCUGGUCCCCAGGGAGGACAGGGAGGGCAAAGAGAAGAAGAGAAAGGGCCGGGCCCUGGGGCCAAGCAAGAGUGAAAGUGUGGGGAGCUUGGGAAGGGCCCCUUCAGUCCCUGACAAACCCCGCCGGGCUCCCCGGAAGCAGGCUACUCCCAGCCGUGUGCUCCCUGCCAAGCCCAGGCCCGGUAGCCAGAGCAGCAUUACACUGCCUCAGCCCUCAGAGCAGCAGAGGGGGGAGCCCAGCCACACACACCGGGACUUCAGACGCAGCAGAGAUGGACUAGGCAAAGCCUUUCCCCAGGCGAGACCCCUGCACAGGACCCCCAAGAGGGGCAGAGCUGUCCGCGGUGCUGAACAUGCCCAUCGCCGAGCCUGCUGGACUGCUGAAUCCCAGAACGACCUCCUCAGCCAGCUCUUCGGACAGAGACUAACCAGCUUCAAGAUCCCUCUAAAAAAGGACCCCUCUGAGUAAUUUAUAGGAGUGAGAGAGUGCAUGGGAGAAGGGCUGGGGGAUGAACCCAGUGAAUAAGGGACUCCUGUCUACACUGGCAAGCUUCAGUACUCAGAGAUAGUUUGAUUGGUGGCCACAUCUUAAUCCACCUGACUUACCAUGCAAAUGCUCAGACUCCAGUGUUAGAGCUGAGACUCUAAUGCUUGGAGUAGGGCCUGAGGUUGAUGGACAGCAAUACCCUUCAACCUAGAAGGUUAGGACGAGGGGCUGGCCAGCAGCAGGCU
Eptesicus fuscus (big brown bat) is the source of this 11867-nucleotide messenger RNA. RefSeq names its product zinc finger protein 469 (gene ZNF469). The transcript has a single exon. The record is from RefSeq and is a predicted model, not a curated record. Bases 1 to 11604 code for a protein of 3867 amino acids. Lineage: Eukaryota; Metazoa; Chordata; Mammalia; Chiroptera; Vespertilionidae.